AUGCUGUCAUUUUCUCGCUCGGCCAUCCUCUCCUACCUACUGUGGUGCCUUCUAUUUCUCACCUUGGCAAGCAGCCAUGGCGCGGUCGCCACAGCAGAGCCGAAGGUUGGGUUCGGGUACAAGCUGGUGUCCCUUGUUCAGCUGCCCAACGGGGGAGGCCUUGUGGGCUACCUGCAGGUGAAGCAGCGCACCUCCACUUACGGCCCUGACAUCCCUCGCCUCAGGCUCUUUGUUAAGCACGAGACCAGGGACAGGGUGCGCGUGCAGAUCACCGAUGCAGAUGAGCAGAGGUGGGAGGUCCCCUACAACCUGCUCCCAAGGGAGCCAGCCCCACCCGUGACCGGCGGCAAGGUCACGGGCGGCCCCUUCACGGGCGCCGAGUACCCCGGCGAGGAGCUGGUGUUCACCUAUGGGCGUGACCCGUUCUGGUUCGCGGUGCACCGCCGGUCCACGGGGCAGCCGCUGUUCAACACCAGCGCCGGCGCGCUGGUGUUCAAGGACCAGUACCUGGAGGUGUCCACGGCGCUGCCCAAGGACGCCGCCCUGUACGGUCUCGGCGAGAACACGCAGCCGGGGGGCAUCCGGCUGCGGCCCAACGACCCCUACACCAUCUACACCACGGACAUCUCCGCCAUCAACCUCAACACCGACCUCUACGGCUCGCACCCGGUGUACAUGGACCUCCGGAGCCUGGGCGGCCGCGGCGUCGCGCACGCCGUGCUGCUGCUCAACAGCAAUGGCAUGGACGUGUUCUACAGGGGGACCUCGCUGACCUACAAGGUCAUCGGAGGUCUUCUCGACUUCUACUUCUUCGCCGGGCCGACGCCCUUGGCCAUCGUGGAUCAGUACACGUCGAUGAUCGGCCGUCCCGCGCCCAUGCCAUACUGGGCAUUUGGGUUCCACCAAUGUAGGUGGGGGUACAAGAACCUUUCAGUGGUAGAGGGCGUUGUGGAGGGUUAUCGGAAUGCCCAGAUACCGCUGGACGUGAUCUGGAAUGAUGAUGACCACAUGGAUGCCGCUAAGGACUUCACACUUGACCCGGUCAACUACCCACGCCCCAAACUGCUGGCAUUCCUUGACAAGAUCCAUGCACAAGGGAUGAAGUACAUUGUCCUCAUCGACCCUGGCAUUGCUGUGAACAACUCCUAUGGCGUCUACCAGCGUGGCAUGGAACGUGACAUCUUCAUCAAACUGGAUGGGGAGCCAUACCUCGCCCAGGUGUGGCCUGGACCUGUCUACUUCCCAGACUUUCUCAACCCCAACGGUGCGUCAUGGUGGAUUGAUGAGGUGCGGAGGUUUCAUGAUUUGGUCCCGGUGGAUGGGCUCUGGAUUGACAUGAAUGAGGCCUCCAACUUCUGCACGGGCAAGUGCACAAUCCCAAAGACGCACCAGUGCCCUAUUCCUGACUCCAAGACACCAUGGGUCUGUUGUUUGGAUUGCAAGAACAUUACAAACACAAGAUGGGAUGAGCCGCCAUACAAGAUCAAUGCCUCUGGGCAGACUGCUCGUCUCGGCUUCAACACCAUUGCAACCAGUGCUACACACUACAAUGGCAUCCUGGAGUACAACGCACACAGUCUGUAUGGCUUCUCGCAGGCCAUUGCCACGCAUAAGGCACUGCAAGGGCUGCAGGGGAAGAGGCCGUUCAUUCUGACCCGCUCCACGUUCGUCGGGUCGGGAGCAUAUGCCGCGCACUGGACCGGCGACAACAAGGGCACAUGGGAAAAUCUCCGUUAUUCCAUCUCGACGAUGCUCAACUUUGGCAUCUUCGGCAUGCCGAUGGUUGGCUCUGACAUCUGUGGCUUCUACCCGUCGCCGACUGAGGAGCUCUGCAACAGGUGGAUUGAGCUCGGGGCCUUCUACCCGUUCUCCAGGGACCAUGCCAACUUCGCGUCACCGAGGCAGGAGCUCUACGUCUGGGAGUCCGUGGCGAAGUCGGCGCGGAACGCGCUCGGCAUGCGGUACAAGCUGCUCCCCUACCUGUACACGCUCAGCUAUCAGGCACACCUGACCGGGGCCCCCGUGGCGCGGCCGGUGUUCUUCUCCUUCCCCGACUUCACGCCGUGCUACGGGCUGAGCACGCAGUUCCUGCUUGGCGCCAGCGUCAUGGUGUCCCCGGUCCUGGAGCAGGGCGCCACUUCGGUGAGCGCCAUGUUCCCACCGGGCACCUGGUACAACCUGUUCGACAUGAAGAAGGUGGUGGUGUCCAAGAGCGGCGCCCCAGUGAAGCUGGACGCGCCGCUGAACGAGAUCAACGUGCACGUGUACCAGAACACGAUCCUGCCGAUGCAGCGCGGCGGGUUCGUCUCCAAGGACGCCCGGGCGACGCCGUUCACGCUCGUGGUCGCGUUCCCGUUCGGGGCGACGCAGGCGGACGCGGAGGGCGCGGUGUACGUGGACGACGACGAGCGGCCGGAGAUGGUCCUCGCGGAAGGGCAGGCGACGUACGCGCGCUUCCACGCGAGCGUGCGCGGCAAGGCCGUGACGGUGCGGUCGGAGGUGCUGAUGGGAAGCUACAGCCUGCACAAGGGGCUGGUCAUCGAGAAGCUGUCGGUGUUGGGUCUGGAGGGUACCGGCAAGGACCUCGCCAUCCAGGUGGACGGCGCGGAUGCCACCGCAGUCGCGACGUCGAGCCCUUACUUCGCGGCGGGUGGCAACGCGAAGCUGCAAGGGGAAGAAGGCGUCGAGGAUAGCAAGAACGGCGUCAUGGUGGAGGUCAGCGGGCUGGCAUUGCCGCUGGGGAAGAGCUUCACCAUGACCUGGAACAUGCGGAUCGAAGCUUAG
This is a messenger RNA of Miscanthus lutarioriparius, 2784 nucleotides long. Lineage: Eukaryota; Viridiplantae; Streptophyta; Magnoliopsida; Poales; Poaceae. The record is from the annotation of a GenBank genome assembly.